Messenger RNA from Dreissena polymorpha, 763 nucleotides. RefSeq lists its product as uncharacterized. The record is from RefSeq and is a predicted model, not a curated record. NCBI's taxonomy places the organism in Eukaryota, Metazoa, Mollusca, Bivalvia, Myida, Dreissenidae. The transcript has 2 exons. Bases 223 to 657 code for a protein of 144 amino acids.
GAUAGUUUAUUUCAGUGUGCUCUAAUUCUAAAUAUUGACAUUUUCAGGAACAAAACACUGAUAACGCGCUGAUUACAGCUAUCAACAGUUUUUGGAAAACGACAUGUCGCGUGGUACUUAAUUCUCGUAUUUUUACAAAGCACGGAGAAGGUUUCUCAUAGGAAUGUUGUUGAUGUUUGGUUUUUGAAAGAAAGAAGAAUAUCAAAAGUCAUUAAAUCGAGAAUGAGGAUGCGACCAUCAAACGUGUUUUAUUCGCAGGAUUCUAUCAGCAGAACUUUCGUCAAUGGAGGGACAAUUGGUGACAUGUUGGAUGAUAUAUGUGAAGGAAGGAAAGGCAUUUACAUCUUUACUAUAACAGUUGUCAAUCGCAACGGAAAAUGGGUUACCACCGACAAUCGACGUCUCUGGGUAUUUCGGCAGCUGGAGAGGCUCGGGAAGUGUAGCUAUAUUGAUGUCGACGUGGGUUACACAAUUCCAGAAGAGAAAAUGACGUCAUCCAAUGGUGGCGUGUCAGUGCAUGUGCGCGGAGGGCCGGGUGGUUACUGGCAUGAGAAGUCAUCUUCGUCCAACACGUGCAUCAAAUGGACUAUUGUGGUGUUAUUGUGUCUGUUUUUCCUUGCAUUGUUUGGUUUGUACACCAACGCAAAACGUCGUUGAUAAUAUUGCCAUAUUAUUCAUUUCACUUCAUUCCCGCAACAAAAAUAUAUGCAUUUUACCAAGAAGUCGAAUAAGUAGAGAAGAAAAAAAUACAGAAAGGACUUUU